GCGUCCCAGAGAGCCGGCCCCGGCUGCCGUCGCGGGGAAGUGCCGCCUGGCGGGGUCACGGCGCCUGAAGCCCACGUGCGCCGCCGAGCCCGAGGUGGCCUCGAGCGCGGCGGCUGACAGCAGAACCCGCCUGAGCUGCCUCCCGCGCUCCUCCCCGAGAAAAGGAUUUUGAUUUCAAAGAAAGGAAGGAAGGAAGGACAACUCCCAGCUUCCCCGUCCCGCCCUCCCCGCUCCGAGGGCCGGGCCAGGCCAUGCCCAGGAAGGCAGCGGCGGCAGCGAAGCAGCAGAAGGGACUUUCCUGGCAGCCCGGCGACGAGGAGCGCGGACAGUGAGUUUGCUGUGCCCCGGUUCAUGGUUCCUGCAAGCCCUCUAGGAGGCCGAAAGCUGCAGCCCCUCCCCUUGCUCCGAAGAGCCUCCCGCGUUCGCUGGCCCUCGGGCCCACCCCGCGCCGCCCCAGAUCCCGCCGCCGCAGCCCAGUGCCCUCUGCCCGCGGCGGUGGAUGGCAUGAUGGUGCGGAGAAGGCACCGCGGCCUUGGCCAGCUGAGUCGCGACGGUCGCCGGGGCGGCGGCAGUGGCCGCGGCAGUGGCGGUGGUAGCGGGCUCCCCAGCGGCAUGCCAGUGCCCCCCGGGCGCGAUGGCUAGCGGCAGUGCUGGGAAGCCCACUGGCGAGGCGGCUUCUCCGGCUCCUGCGAGCGCCAUCGGCGGGGCGCGGAAGAGGCUGGUAUCCGUCUGCGACCACUGCAAGGGAAAGAUGCAGCUGGUGGCGGACCUGCUGCUGCUGUCGAGCGAGGCGCGGCCGGUGCUCUUCGAGGGCCCCGCCUCCUCUGGUGCCGGCACCGAGUCCUUCGAGCAGUGCCGAGACACCAUCAUCGCGCGCACCAAGGGGCUCUCCAUCCUCACCCACGACGUGCAGAGCCAGCUCAACAUGGGCCGCUUCGGGGAGGCGGGGGACAGCCUGGUGGAGCUGGGCGACCUGGUGGUGUCGCUGACCGAGUGUUCCGCCCACGCCGCCUAUCUGGCCGCUGUGGCCACGCCGGGCGCGCAGCCCGCGCAGCCGGGCCUGGUGGACCGCUACCGCGUGACGCGCUGCCGCCACGAGGUGGAGCAGGGCUGCGCCGUGCUGCGCGCCACGCCGCUGGCCGACAUGACGCCGCAGUUGCUGCUGGAGGUGUCGCAGGGCCUGUCGCGCAACCUCAAGUUCCUGACGGACGCGUGCGCCCUGGCCAGUGACAAGUCACGGGACCGCUUUUCGCGCGAGCAGUUCAAGCUGGGCGUCAAGUGCAUGAGCACCAGCGCGUCGGCGCUCCUGGCCUGCGUGCGCGAGGUCAAGGUGGCACCCAGUGAGCUGGCGCGCAGCCGCUGCGCGCUCUUCAGCGGGCCCCUGGUGCAGGCCGUGAGCGCCCUGGUAGGCUUCGCCACCGAGCCGCAGUUCCUGGGUCGCGCGGCAGCCGUGAGCGCCGAAGGCAAGGCGGUGCAGACCGCCAUCCUGGGAGGCGCCAUGAGCGUGGUGUCGGCCUGCGUGCUCCUGACCCAGUGCCUCAGGGAUCUGGCGCAGCACCCCGACGGGGGCGCCAAGAUGUCGGACCACAGGGAGAGGCUGAGGAACUCGGCCUGCGCCGUUUCUGAAGGCUGCACCCUGCUAUCUCAGGCUUUAAGGGAGAGGUCUUCGCCCAGGACUUUACCGCCAGUGAAUUCCAAUUCUGUGAAUUAGCACCGCCCCCCCCAUACCCCUUCUUCCACCCCAGACUAAAGGAAGAUACUCUCUGCCCCUCUCCAUUUAUACCAAAGAAAUCAUAGGUGAAACCCCCUACCCUCCCCAACGUUAAAUGCUGGAAAGCAAUCUUCCAGAAGGCAGGGCCCUGCGUACAACCUGCUCACGCACUCCGAGGGCCCAGGUGUCUGUCCGGCAGCCCCCACGCGGUAGCGACUGGAAGGUGGUGUCAUCUGCUGGCUGUAUUAUCACUCCCGCCCCCUACCCCAGCCCGUCUUCCGGAAUUUUUCAACUAAAUUUUAUUAUUCAUUGGGCAGGAAAGAGGUCAUGGGUUCAUUUCAUUUUCGUUGUUUUGUGUUUUUAAGUCAAAGAAAGGUUACCUCAGUUUUCACUCCUUAGACAUGGAUGUAGCUAACCUUGUGUUGUAUGUCAUUUUUUUUAAGCAAUCGUGUUGAAUUAGGAGUAUACUUGGUGUGGAAAGAGUAUGAAUUCGCCAUGUGAUUUGCAAAUGGGGGGAAGCUACUGUGAGUGUGUGUUUUAUUUUUUAAUUUACACUAUAGAGUGAUUUUUUUUUUUCCCCCAACGUCAAGUUUUUACCUUGCAUGUACUGGAGUAUUUAUUUCAUCUAUUAAAAUGUUAUGUUUCUCAGA
Messenger RNA from Saimiri boliviensis boliviensis (Bolivian squirrel monkey), 2361 nucleotides. It is a transcript of the gene TLNRD1, whose product is annotated as talin rod domain containing 1. NCBI's taxonomy places the organism in Eukaryota, Metazoa, Chordata, Mammalia, Primates, Cebidae. Gene Ontology annotation, molecular function: actin binding. The record is from RefSeq and is a predicted model, not a curated record.